AUGAGUAAUAUAGGUAAAUCGGAUGAAAAAUAUUUGAAACGAUGUUUUGAAGAGAUAAUUUCAAUUGUUCAUCAAACAAUUGAACAAUUGCAACCAAAACAAUCAAACAGUCAAUCGAAUAGCCUCCACACAAAUUCUGUAUUAAAUACUGGCAUCUAUUCAUUUACAUUAAAUAAAAAUGAAAAUGAUCAAAUGGAUAUUCUUCGAGAAAAAAUUGAAAAUAUUAUUAAUAAAUAUCAAUCUUUUAUGAAUAUAUUAUUUCAAAAAUAUUUAUUUGAUUUUUUAAAUCCAUAUCAUUUUAAUGAAGAUGAAAAAAAAUUUACAAAUUCAUUUAGUAUGGAUAGUCUUUAUCCAUUUGAAAGUUCUCUUCGAGGUGCAUUAGCAUCUCUUGAUGGAUUUCAAGCAGCAUGGGAUGGAAAUAUUCCAAAUGUCAAAGAUUUUAUUCAAAAUUAUCCAACAUUUAAAAAUAAACCAGGUCUUCAUGGAACAACUCUUUUAUAUUCAGCAGCACGAAAUAAUCAUACUUCACUUGUUGAAUAUCUUAUUGAAAAAGCUCGAUGUUCUAUUAAUGUACAAAAUCUUCAAGAACUUGACAAAGUUUUACAAGCAACAAAUGGAAGUUAUCGUCCAAAUCCAUCAGCUGCUUCAACACCAUUACAUGGCGCAUGUUUUCAUGGACAUUUAGAUCUUGUUAAAUAUUUAAUUGAACAUGGUGCUGAUUAUUUUAUUCGAAAUCAAGCAGGAGAAACACCAAUUGACAAUGGAAAACGUCGAGAAAAUAUCCGAAAUUUUUUUCUACAUUUUCUUCUACUUAAUUAUUCACAAAAAUCAACUUAUUUUCCAAAAGAACCUAUUAAAGAAAAAUUUUCAGCAGAUACAUAUGAUUGUCUUUGGGAAUAUAAACCAUUUAAUACUGAUAAAUGGUAUUUAUUUUCAUCGGAUGAAGCUUUACAAUUAAAUCAAUCACUUCUAGUAGAAAAUGAUGAAGAUAUGAAACAGGAAAUUUAUUUUCAUAUAAAUUCAAUAAUUUCAACUGUUUCAGUAAUAAAAUUUCUUCGAACGGAAGAAAGUCGUACACAUAAAAAUAAUUUAUCAUGGAUUCGUUGUCGUGGAUCAUCGCUUUGGAAUUUUGAUUGUUAUUCAUUUUGGCAAAUAAUGAUUAUUAAACAUCCAAAUAUUCAUACGAAUAGUUCAUCUUUAUUGAAAGUUUUCGAUAUACCAAAAACAUAUGAUAGUCGAUUUCGAUUACAACUUAAUUGUUGGUAUAAUUGUCCAAUAGCCGUUAAUUCAAAUAUUGAUUCCGCGAUGAAUUAUCGAAGAAAAAUCUUUCGUUUUAAUGUAGAUUUUCUUGAUAAUGAUAAAUUAACAUUUAAUCUUCAAUCAUUUACAUUUGAAAAUAAUGAUAAAACUAUAUUUGGUUACAUAAGAUGGUUACCGAAAUUAAUAUCAAGAAAUGCAAAAUCUAUGAAUAAAAUACAAUUUAUUGAUAAUUUUCAAAAUUUAGCUAAUCUUGAUCCGGUACCAUUUACAACAAAAAGAUUGAAACUAAAUGACAAGAAUUCAUCAGGUAAUGAGGAUACAUUGAAUCAAGAUGAUUUAACAUCAGCAACACACACAAAUAUCGAUGAUGAAGAUGAUGAUGACGAUGAUAAUUUUCAUUAUCAAGCACAGAGAAACAAAAGAUUGGAGAAUGACAGUUGGUCAGUAAAUGAUUUCAAAAAAGACGAUGAUGAUACACAAUCGAUAAAAAGCGAUGAUACAUCAAGUGAAAUAUUGGAUGAUUAUCUGGAUGAAGCAUCAAGUCCAGCACGUGCUGUAUCGACAUUUGAAGAAUCAACUUCAUCUGUUGAUCGUCAACAAUUAAUCGCUAUUAAAGCUGAAUUAGAGAAACAAAAUGAAACGAAUCAAAAUCUUGAAGAUCAAUUAAAAGCUGCCAAUGAUCAAAUGAAUAAAUAUUUACAAGAUUCAAAAGAGAAAACACAAAAACAAAGAGAAGAACAUGAAAAUUUAAAGAAAAAAAUACAAUUAUUAAAUGAUGAACAGAGAAGACUUCAAGAAGAAAAAAAUCAUUUACAAAAUAUCGAAAAAUCUAUUAAAUCAAUUGAUUAUAAAAAUAUUGAAACAAAAAUUGUACAAGAUUUUCUUACACCAAAAUAUUCUCUGAUAAUUGAUCAUUUAAAAAAAACCAAGAUUCAAUUUAAGAACUAUCCUUUGGAUAAAAUAAUCAGAAUGAGUUUUCAACAAACAAUAAAUACUUAUACAGUUACUAUUGUAGGAUUUGAAGAACAUCAUCAAAAAUUUAAAGAAAUUUUAACACGAUUACGUAAUCUUUUACGUUUAACACAAAGUGCAAAAGAUUUUUAUCAAUUAAAAUUAAAUAAAAUGACAAAUAAUAUCAAGCGUAUUCUUUCUAAAGUACAACCAAAAACACAACUUUGGAAAGAAUAUCUUCAUUUAUUCAUUGAAGUAUUAAAUGAUAAGACAGAUGAAUUUAAAAAUUUAUUUAAUGAUCAUAUUGAAGAAAAAACGAAGAAAUUAAUAGAUCAAUCAGUUUUAAAUGAUAUAAAUACAAUUCGAACUGAAAUACAUUCACAAACAAAUAAUUUUAUUCAAACAAAUUCUUUAUUUAAUCAUAUUGAGACGUUUAAACAGCAAGCACUUGAAAAAUUUAUUAAAGAAAAUAUAAUUUUACAAAGAAAUUAUCAAGAAAAAAAGCCAACAGCAAAAUCAAUAUCGACUUUACAAUAUUUUAUUGAGAAAAUUCGAAUGACAUUGAAAACAAAUGCCAAAUUUCAAGGUUAUCAAUUAGAAAAUUAUAAUCAAAUUCCUCAUCUCUUACAACGUUUAAUUAUCUAUUAUUGUUCUUUUAAAAUUCAACUGCCAUUAUUUGAAUCAGCACAAGAUCUUUUAAAUAAAAUUGAACAAAAUACAGUUACAACUAUUGCAACAUCCACUGGAUCAGGUAAAUCGACAUUAUUACCAGCAUUACUUGCUGCUGAAGGAUAUGAUAAAAUUCUUGUAACACAACCUCGACGUUUACCAUGUACAUUGAUAGCUGAACGUGUCAAUCAAACAAUGACAACAUUAAAAGAUUCAUUAUCAUUGAAACUUGCUGGUUGGGCUGUUAGUGGAGCAGAAUCUAAUCCAACUGGUCAAAUUCUUUAUUUAACUGAUGGAUUAUUAAAAGAACGUUUACUUUACGAUGAAAAUUUUAUUCGAAGAGAUACACAAUUAAAUAAAUCAAUUGUUUUUUUCAUUGAUGAAGUUCAUGAACGUUCUGUUAAUAUUGAUCAUUGCUUAGCAUUAUUAGCACGUAUAUUAACGAUUAAACCAGAAUUAAAAUCUCAAAUGAGAUUAAUUAUUUCAUCGGCAACAUUAGAUACAUCUGUACCAAAAUUAUAUCGUCAAAUUCCAAAUAUAAAAUUUUCUGAAUUCGAAAUGCCACAAAUGGGUACACUUUAUACUGUUACAAAAUGUUCUCGACCCAAUGAAAAUAUUCUAAAUCUUGUACAAGAAUUAUAUCAACAACGUCGACGAUACGAUCAAAUUCUUUGUUUUGUUAGUUCAGUUAAAGAAGUUAAUGAAUGUUGUACUUUAUUGAAAAAAAUAACUGCUGGAGCAAUUACUGCUUAUCCACUUAUUCAAUCACAACAAGCAUCUGUUCAACAAGAAUAUAUUGAUCAAGGAUGUGUCUUUUUUUCGACGACAGUGGCUGAAACUUCAUUAACAUUUCCUCAAUUGAAAUAUGUUAUUGAUACUGGUUUUAUUAAUAUUCCUGUUUAUGAUCCAGAAUCAAAACGAACUGUACUAAAAGCUGAUCGAGCAGCUGAAUCAACAAUUAAACAACGUCUUGGACGUUUAGGAAGGACACAAGAAGGAACAUAUUAUUCAUUAUAUGAUUUUAAAGUUGAAGAUAAACGUUUUCCAACACCACAAAUUUGUCAAUCAGAUUUAAUGAAUAUUGAAUUUUCAUUACGAAAAUCACCAUUAAAAAAAGGUUUCGAAUACAUGAAAGAUUUCUUUCCCGACAAACCACCACAACAUAUUCUUGAUCAUACCAUUAAAGAACUUAAAAAAUUAGGUAUUGUGAGUGAAGUUCCAGGUGAAACAUUAACAAAUCAUGGUUUAGCUCUUGCUAAACUACCUGAUUUUGGUUCAUUAGCCAUGUCAAAAUGUGUAUUAGCUGCAUUGAAAGAAUAUGAUUGUGGACGUGAUUUGAUAAUUCUUUCAUCAAUGUUAGGUGUAUUGAAUACGACUGCUGUCUUAAAACCUAUUCCACAAAAAUAUAAAAGUACUGAUGGAGAUUUUAUGACAUUAUUAAAUGUAUUAGAUGAUGUUCUAUUGGUUAAACAAUCUGUAGCUGCGAAAGAUUUUCGUUUAGAUCGUAUUUGUCAAGAUAAAGAUUUAAAAAGUAUUCAACAUAUUAUUCGACAAGCAUUGAGACGUUAUUCAACUUUAGAAAAAGCAUUUAAUUUAUCUGUUGAAUAUCGUAUACAAGCACAAAUUAAAUCAAAUAAUUGGGAAUUAAUUGCCAAAUCUUUAUUAACUGGUUAUUCGGAUAAUUUAUUCGUAUCAAUGAAAGAACUUCAAGAUCGAGCUCAUCUUUUUAUUCGUUAUAAUGGUUCAACAGAUAAUGAUAUUGCUGAAAUAGAUUCUCAAUCAGUUUUAUCUCGAACAACAAGUAAAAUUCCUCCAGCAUUAAUACUUGCACGAGAUAUUCGUUAUUCAACAUCAGUUCGUUCAAAAGCUAUACUUUCUUUUAUUGGUGAUAUUAAACCUCAAUGGGUUCAACAUACUAUAACACGACAAUUAACAUUAAAUGCUGAAGAAGAAACACGUCUCAAUACUAAUAAUAUAUUUACAAGUGCUAAAGCAAAAUUUUCUCAGUUAACGAAUUUAUCAUUAAAUAAUAAAACUAUUACUCUAUCAGGUCAUACAGGGACUAUAUUUAAUGCUGAAUUACAUGUUCGACAACAAAUGGUUGAAGACUUUCGUUUUCAAUUAGAAAAUAAAAAUCCAACUAAUACAAUACAAUAUAUAAAUUUAGCUCGAAAUUUAGAAAGUGUUAUGAAAAUGCCACAAAUAUUUCAUCCAAUGAUAUGGAGAUGGGAAAAUCAAAAACAAGUUAAAAUUAAAAUAAAUCCAAGUACAUCAACAAAUACAUGUGAAGUUAUUGUUACGGCAAGAAAUUCCGAUUAUAAAUGUGUUAGAAGAGAAUUCGAUUCGUUUUUAUCAUGGUUACAAAGUUGUGCAGUUAUUCGACAACCGAAUUCAGGUGUUUCUCCACGUGUUUUCCGUAAUCAAGUUCGAUCAAAAUAUGUUGAUAUCGAAGAAAGAAUAUCUCAUAUAACUGAUAGUAAACGAACACCUAUUGAUUUAUACAAUGGUGCUAAAGGUGCUCAAGCAACACGUGAAACACGAAUGGAAGUUGUUGCUUGGAUAGCUGUUUGUAGAUUUGGUUGUAGAUUAGAAGGUGGUUUUGUACGUGAUUGGGUUGUUGGAAAUUAUACAUCACGACCAGCUAGUCUCUUAGCAAAUCCAAGUGCAUGGAUAUCAUAUAGUAAUUCAAUUCCUUAUCUUACUAAAGAAGUUGUUCCAGCCGAUUUAGAUUGUCAUUUACCGACACAUCAAUAUUUUGAUAUUGAAAAAUUUCAUGAUGAACUUUAUAAAUAUGAUAUUAGUUGUAAAGUAUUUCGACAAGAUUGGCGAUAUGUUUUAUUAAUUGAUGAAAAUGCUAAAACAGGUCCAUUUACAAUGGAUUUAAUUGAACCACAUGUAGCAUUAACACAUGAUCGAAUUGAUUUUGAUGUUAAUAAUUUAUCAUUAGAAAAAGAUUAUACACAUGAAUUAGGUAUGCGUGUUGAUAUUCAACAAAGACCAUAUUCAAUUGAAAUUGAAACAAUUGUUGAUAAUAUUAAAAAUAAACGUUUUCAAAUUCUUCGUCCAAUUGAUCAUUUUCUUGUUGAACGUAUUGAUAAAAUGGUAAAUAUACGUCAAUGGACACAACUUGGAGAACCAUUUCUAGUUGUACCAAAUCCAAAUUCGAAAUAUCCAGCCGUUCUUGUUCCAUUACCAUCAUCAACAAAAUUAUAUCAAGAUUUAAAAACACAUAUGCAAAAAAUUUCAACAGCAAUUCAAAUUCUUUCUAUUGAACAAGUAAAAAAUCCAUUGUUAGAAGAAUCAUAUGAAUCAAUGAAAAGUAUUAUUGCUCGACAAUGUACAAGUGUAAAUCCUAAUGAACGUUAUCUAUUUCAUGGAACGAAAGGACCUGGUAUUGAUGGAAUUAGAGAUGAUGGUUUUGAUGAUCGAUAUUACAAUGCAAGUGGAAAUUGGGGUCAUGGUGCAUAUUUUGCUGAUGAUCCAAAAAAAUCUCAUGCAUAUACAAGUGAAGAUGCAACAGACAAAACACGUGUUAUGUAUUAUAAUAAAGUCUUAUUAGGUAUCGAAUCACAACAAACAGCUAUCAAUAAACAAUUAGUUUCAGCACCUAUUGGAUGUCAUUCAGUCGUUGGAACAUUGAACGGAUUCAAUGAAUAUAUUGUUUAUCGUUAUGGUCAAGCUUUACCUUACUUUAAAAUAAUAUAUAAAGCAUAA
This is a messenger RNA of Adineta steineri, 6594 nucleotides long. The record is from the annotation of a GenBank genome assembly. Lineage: Eukaryota; Metazoa; Rotifera; Eurotatoria; Adinetida; Adinetidae.